Molecule: messenger RNA, 1449 nt
Organism: Dendrobium catenatum
Lineage: Eukaryota; Viridiplantae; Streptophyta; Magnoliopsida; Asparagales; Orchidaceae
Product: transcription factor MYB52
Exons: 3
Coding region: 412-1122 (236 amino acids)
Biological process (GO): regulation of DNA-templated transcription
Cellular component (GO): nucleus
Molecular function (GO): RNA polymerase II cis-regulatory region sequence-specific DNA binding; DNA-binding transcription factor activity, RNA polymerase II-specific
Source: RefSeq, a predicted model, not a curated record
CUUUCUAAUUCCUCUCUCUCUCUCUCUCUCUCUCUCUCUCUCUCUCAUUCUCUCUCUACUUUGUAGCCAACACGUAGGAUCAACCACCUGUGUAACCAUCCCUCCAAACUCCCCAUCUCUCCCUCUGUAACGGGACCAAGAAGCCUCUUUCCUCUCCUUCUUUUCCAACUACAAGAUUUAACAGAAGUAUCCUUUCCUUCUCCUUCUUUAUAACUAUCCGUCCUCUCCCACAUCCAAAUCCUUCUUUAUUUGGUUGAUUCUUCAGUAAGCAAAACCACUUCUUCAUACAUAAAGUUAUGAUCAAUCGACUAAAACCCUAAUUCGAACCUACAUACGUACUCAUCUCCUAUAUAUAUAUAUAUAUACAUAUAUCAUUUCAUCAACAUACAGAAACAUAAUUUCUUUGUUCAAAUGUGCACUAGAGGCCACUGGAGGCCAGAGGAGGACGAAAAGCUAAAGGAAUUGGUGGCAAGGUUAGGCCCUCACAACUGGAAUACCAUCGCGGAGAUGCUUCAUGGUAGAUCAGGAAAGAGCUGUAGGUUGAGAUGGUACAAUCAACUAGACCCAAGAAUAAACAGGUGCCCUUUCAGUGAAGAGGAAGAAGAGAGGCUUCUUGUUUCACACAGAAUUCAUGGAAACAGGUGGUCGAUCAUAGCUCGUCUCUUCCCUGGGCGCACAGACAACGCAGUGAAGAAUCACUGGCAUGUAAUCAUGGCAAGAAGAUCACGUGAGAGAUCUAAGCUUCAGCCAAAGCAGCCUUGUAUAUCUCAAGAGAGUCAUCUUAUAAGGAAAGAGAAGGAGAAGAUUAUGAAUUUUGAAUUUUCGAAAGGGCUUUUAUUUUCAAGCUUGAUAGGGGGAGGAAAUAGUGGAACUUUGUAUGGUUAUAAGCAACCAAUUUCUCAAAGCCGAGAAGAAUAUAACUGUUGGCCUAAUUUUCAUGAAGCAGAAGGAGAAACAAGUAGGGAGAGCUCGAUCGAGUUUUAUGACUUUCUGCAAGUGAACAGUGAUUCUAAUGAAACGGGGGAGUGCUCGAGGAGAGAAGAAGAGCAAGACCAGCAUGAGAAAGAGCAGCAGAGCGAGGCUGGAGUUCCAUUCAUAGAUUUUUUGGCUGUGGGAUCUUGACUGAACUUUGCAUGGCGUCGUUGGCGGUAGCAGAAAAUAUAAUUUUACUUUUUUUUUUAUUUAUUUAAACAGAUAUCAUGCACGGUUAAGAUCCUAACAUAGCUAGAGCUUAUACCAUAACUCUCGAUCAUCUCUCUCUCUAUAUGCUUAGUUAGGUUGAAGGAUUCUCAAAGAAAACUGAGAAUUGGCUAAACCAACUUUUCCUUCGCACUGUUAGAAUUUGGUGAAGAAAGGAAAAGCAUAAUAAAGCCUUGUGCUUAUAAAUUGUCUAUGAGCAAAAUGUAAAUUAACUUAUGAAAUUAUAUAUCUUUGGAUAUUGGAGAUGAA